Messenger RNA from Geodia barretti, 363 nucleotides. The record is from the annotation of a GenBank genome assembly. Lineage: Eukaryota; Metazoa; Porifera; Demospongiae; Tetractinellida; Geodiidae.
AUGGAACCGCAAUACGACGCACAAGAACCCGACAGCGCGCCUUUGGUGUUUACCGAGGCCGCGGCCCGUAAAGUCGGGGAACUCCUGAAGGAAGAAGAAAACCCCGCGCUGAUGCUGCGGGUCUACAUUUCCGGCGGCGGCUGUUCCGGCUUUCAGUACGGUUUCACUUUCGACGAGACGCGGGAAGAAGGCGACGCCUCGGUGAAACAACUGGGCGUCACGCUGCUGGUAGACCCAACCAGCCUGCAAUACCUGGAAGGCGCGGAGAUCGACUUCAAGGACGACUUAAGCGGUGCCCGCUUCGUGAUCCGCAACCCAAACGCGCAAAGCACCUGCGGGUGCGGUUCAAGCUUUUCCGCCUGA